GUAUGCUCAUCUUUAAUUUUGAGUAUAUAUCUUAUCCUCUCAUCCUUUUCUUCAAGAUAUCAUUCACAUAUACAAUUUGAAUCACAUACUCUUUAGCCUCAGUACAAUGAACUUGUAUCAAUUCAUUUUAUUGUUCCUAUCCAUUUUCUUCAUCAUAGUAUACAAUAUAUGGAGGCGCACCAAAAAUGUUGUUGCACUAAAUUGGCCAAUAAUUGGCAUGCUACCAUCACUUCUCCUUAAUCUAUCCAAUUUUCAUGAUUUUAUAACCUUAGGUUCCAAACACUAUGGAACCACAUUUCAUUUUAAAGGACCUUGGCUCACAAACAUGGCCAACAUUAUCAUCACUUGUGAUCCCAUGAAUGUGAACCACAUCACCAGCAAAAAUUUCAGCAACUAUGGGAAAGGAUCUGAUUUCCUUGAGAUUUUUGAUGCUUUCGGUGUUGGUAUUUUUAAUUUGGAUUCCAAUGAAUGGAAACAAGAGAGGGCACUACUUCAUUCGUUGCUAAAAAGGAAAAGCUUUGAGAGUUUCCAUCAAAAUAACAUUCAAAAAAAGCUAGAGAGUUGCCUAUUACCACUUCUUGAUCUUUCAUGCAAAGGUGUACAAGUACUUGAUUUACAAGAUAUUUUUGAGAGGUUUUCCUUUGACAUCGCGUGUACUUUUUUAUUUGGAUUUGAUCCAAAUUCCCUUCCUUACAACUUCAAUGAAUUUUCAGAUGUUGCUUAUGUAAAAGCCCUUGCUGUGCUUGAUGAUACGCAUUUGUCCAGACACCUAAUUCCAAAAUGUAUUUGGAAGGUACAAAAAUGGCUACAAAUAGGUCAAGAAAGGAAGAGAAAGGUAGCUCGAGAAAAUCUUCACCAAUUCUUGUACAAGUGUAUAACUUAUUCGAAAGGUCUGGAUGAAUAUCACCCAUGCUUGCUAAAAGAGUUAAUGAAAAGAGGCAUGGGAAAUGAUGAAAGGGUUGAGAAGCAUUAUCUUAGAGACACUGCACUCAAUCUCUUACUUGCAGGAGAUGGAACAAUUAGUUCAGGUCUGAGUUGGUUCUUUUGGCUUGUUUCAACUCAUCCUAUUGUGGAAGCUAAAAUCAUUCAAGAGAUCAAAGAUAACUAUUUAGCACAAGAGGAGAAUUCUAUUACAAAUUUAAGUAUGGAAGACAUUGAUAAGCUAGUGUAUCUUCAUGGAGCUAUAUGUGAAGCCUUAAGGCUUUAUCCACCUGUACCAUUUGAGCACAAGUGUGCAGUCAAAUCUGAUGUACUACCUAGUGGACACCAUGUUAGUGCAAAUACAAAGUUAAUAUAUUUUUUUUAUGCAAUGGGAAGGAUGGAAGAAAUAUGGGGAGAGGAUUGCUUGGAGUUUAAGCCAGAGAGAUGGAUAUCAGAGAAUGGACAGAAUAUACAUGUUCCGUCUUACAAGUUCAUAGCAUUCAAUGCAGGUCCAAGAAGUUGUAUUGGAAAAGGUAUAAGCCUUAUUCAAAUGAAAAUGGUUGCAACUUCUAUUUUAUGGAAGUUUCACAUACAUGCUGUGGAAAGUCAACGUGUAACACCAAAGAUUUCUAUUGUUCUUCGCAUGGAGCAUGGCUUGAAAGUCAAAGUUAGUAAAAGAUGCAUCUGAUAUAAGAAUUAUAAUAAGUUUUGUGAUGUCAAUAUACAUUUUCUGUGUUUCCUUCAACCUAUAUGCAUGUGCACUGUUGUCAUAAUUAAAUAAUGUUAUGGUGAGACUAUGUUAUUUUGUAUUUGUGUUUGUUACUAUGAAAUGGAUGCAUAUCUUUAAUGUAAUUCAAUUAGUUUUACCUUUUAUAUAUAAUUUUUAAAAGAGAUUAAUACUCCUUCUAUUU
This is a messenger RNA of Lathyrus oleraceus (garden pea), 1832 nucleotides long. RefSeq names its product alkane hydroxylase MAH1. The coding region runs from base 107 to 1609 and encodes 500 amino acids. Lineage: Eukaryota; Viridiplantae; Streptophyta; Magnoliopsida; Fabales; Fabaceae. The record is from RefSeq and is a predicted model, not a curated record. Gene Ontology annotation, molecular function: heme binding; oxidoreductase activity, acting on paired donors, with incorporation or reduction of molecular oxygen; iron ion binding. The transcript has a single exon.